GGCGAGAGGGAGGACCUGAUUGGACUGCCCAGCUGCCCAGAGUAAACGGCUGCCGUGGACCGGAUCGACGCUGCUAACCUCGUCCGCGCUUAUCGUCCAGUCUUUGCGCCGGCACAACCUGGAACCGAGGCAACUGAGAGCCCGGCGCUGUCUUUACUAGGCGGACCCGCAACCCGGAAAGGCCGCGCGGCGUAGCCCGGAGACCGAUCCUGCUCGAACCCGGCCCCAGCGGGCUGGCGCCGCGGGCAUGUCGGAGGCGCGGAAGGGGCCGGACGAGGCGGACGAGAGCCAGUGUGACUCCGGCAUAGAGUCUCUACGCUCUCUGCGUUCCCUACCGGAGCCCACCCCGGCCACAGGCUCCAGGCCCUCGGACGGCUGCAGCCCCCAGCCCUGGACCCAUCCUCCGAGGACCUCCAAGGAGCCGCGGGAAAAGGAAGACGGGGACGGGGAGCGGGCUGACUCCACUUAUGGCUCCUCCUCGCUCACCGAGCCCUUGCCCUUGCUGGGAGAUCCCGAGGCUGAGGACCCAGCCCCAGGAUCGUCACUGCCCUCCGCGGGGGCGCUGAGCCCACAGCUCGAAGCACUCACUUAUAUCUCUGAGGACGGAGACACGCUGGUCCACCUGGCAGUGAUUCACGAGGCUCCAGAGGUGCUGUUCUGUUGCCUGGCUUUGCUGCCCCAGGAGGUCUUGGACAUUCAGAACAACCUUUACCAGACAGCACUCCAUCUGGCUGUUCAUCUGGACCAGCCGGAUGCAGUUCAGGCCCUGGUGCUGAAGGGGGCCAGCCGGGUGCUACAGGAUCGGCAUGGUGACACAGCCCUACAUGUGGCAUGCCAGCGCCAGCAUCUGGCCUGUGCCCGCUGCCUGCUAGAGGGGCAGCCAGAGCCAGGCAGAGGAACAUCUCACUCCCUGGACCUCCAGCUGCAAAACUGGCAAGGUCUGGCCUGUCUUCACAUUGCCACUCUGCAGAGGAACCAGCCUCUCAUAGAACUACUGCUUCAGAAUGGAGCUGACAUUGAUGCCCAGGAGGGCACCAGUGGGAAGACAGCAUUGCAUCUAGCUGUGGAAACCCAGGAGCGGGGCCUGGUACAGUUCCUACUCCAGGCUGGUGCUCAGGUAGAUGCCCGCAUGCUCAAUGGGUGUACACCCCUGCAUCUGGCAGCUGGACGGGGCCUCAGUGGCAUCUCAUCCACUCUGUGUGAGGCCGGCGCUGACUCCCUGCUGCUGAAUGUGGAAGAUGAGACACCGCAGGACCUGGCUGAGGAUCCCCUUAUUCUUUUGCCCUUCGAUGACCUGAAGAUCUCCGGGAAGCCGCUGAUGUGUGUUGACUAAAGCCAGGACAGGAAACUGGGGCCACUGUUGCUGCAACCUGGGCCCAAUGUGCCUUCUGGUGUCCUAGGGACUACUGAAGCCAGAGCCUAGAGCCAGUAUGGUUCUGAGUGAGAAAAGAGAUUGCAAGUCAGAGAGAGCCAGGCUGGAAGAAAGAGCUUCCCAGGUGGACUGGAUGGAGAUUCUUGAGAGGCGCCUAAGCCCCAGGCAUCCUGGGUGAAGUCUCUUUACCUCUCUUGGAGAUGGCAGGGCUCUCAUUUCUACUGUCGGGUCAGUUUGAAACUGCCAACCAGUGGGAAAAUGUGGAAGCUUCUGAGUGAGGAGAGACUGAAAUAGAAGAAGCAGGGCCCUGAGGGGUCCCACCUUACUGCUAUUGAAGAUUCCAAAACACUCUUGUCUAAAAACUUUUAACAGAAGGCCCUGAACUGAGCCUUUGAGAAAGGGACAUUGCAGUAACAUAACACUAAAGUAGCAGAGACUUUUUAAAAGUGUUUUCCUCCUACGCGGGUGCAGUGGUACAAACCUCAGGAGGCUGAGGCAGGAGGAUCACCAGUUUGAGACCAGCCUCAGCAACUUAGCAAGACCCUGUCUCAAAAUUAAAGAAAAAAAUAAAAAAGGUGGGGAAUACAGCUGGUAGAGCACCCCUGGUUCAAUCCCCAGUGUUAAGGGGUUGGGGAGGGUCAUCCUUUCUAGAGUUGCUUUGUGCAUGUGCAUAGGCAGACCUGCUCUGUGACCUUUUGAUAAAAGCAAAGAGAAGGAAAUUUAUCCCCUGGGUAUGAUAAGGAGCUAAUAGUCCUCAGGCUUGUCGCUAUCCAGUGCAGACCCUUGUCCUUUUGUGGAAAUGAGGGAUGAAGAGAGAGGAAGAGGAAUGAGAAGACACAGGCCCUGGAGGCUGCCAUCUGGAGUAGCCAGAGGAGGCUAGGCACCAGAGACCUGCAACUUUUUACAUAUUUUAUACCAGUGAUGCCUACAUUGGCAUGAAGAAAGGAGGAAUAAACCAACAUGGUCUCUGACUCUUAGAGUUUACAGCCUCACUCAUAAACAUUAAAAUCAUAAAUAUCCAAA
This is a messenger RNA of Marmota flaviventris (yellow-bellied marmot), 2395 nucleotides long. RefSeq names its product NFKB inhibitor epsilon (gene Nfkbie). Gene Ontology annotation, cellular component: cytosol. Gene Ontology annotation, molecular function: NF-kappaB binding. Gene Ontology annotation, biological process: cellular response to tumor necrosis factor. NCBI's taxonomy places the organism in Eukaryota, Metazoa, Chordata, Mammalia, Rodentia, Sciuridae. The record is from RefSeq and is a predicted model, not a curated record.